Molecule: messenger RNA, 3066 nt
Organism: Harpegnathos saltator (Jerdon's jumping ant)
Lineage: Eukaryota; Metazoa; Arthropoda; Insecta; Hymenoptera; Formicidae
Gene: Ocrl
Product: Oculocerebrorenal syndrome of Lowe
Exons: 18
Coding region: 189-2786 (865 amino acids)
Biological process (GO): phosphatidylinositol dephosphorylation; signal transduction
Cellular component (GO): membrane
Molecular function (GO): inositol phosphate phosphatase activity; phosphatidylinositol-4,5-bisphosphate 5-phosphatase activity
Source: RefSeq, a predicted model, not a curated record
CUGCGAGUUCCAGACGAGAGUUGUCAAAAGCUCCGUUCAAAGUUGUGUUUUCAUAAUACACUGUGCGCUAUGGCAUACAGUAGAACAAAUGUACACAGGUUUCAGGCUAUUUAAAUUAUACAGAUUAUAAGAAUUUAUUAAUUAAUUAGCCGUGUGUUACCGUACAGUGACAAGUAACAUCGAAAACAAUGUCGACAUCAGAACCACUUGCGAUCGUGCAAUCAAAGUUUGUCUCCGGUGAGACUGUCAUAACUGCGACUGAAGCUUCGUUAAUACAAGGAUGGAUAAAAUCUACAAGAUAUGUUGCACUCAUCUACAAAGGUUCUACUCAUGCUUUAGCAAUUUUCCUCACUUCAAAGACGCCUCCGCAAGUGUACAGUGAUCUUACUCUUGAAGGAAUAUUGCCCAUUGAUCAAGAUUUCAAAUAUAUAAUAGAUACCAAUGGAGAAGCACAGGAUGGUCUUGAUGUAUACAUGAAUAUUGCUUCAAGAAAACUUCGUCUGAUAUUUGAAAUGAAGCUGGGAGAAGCAACAAGUUCCUUAGUAUCAGAAAUAUUCCGUGCAAUAGAAGUAUAUCAAACAACUAAAAGUCCAGCAUCAGAAUUCUCAUGGAUUGAAAAGUUGACAAGAAGUACAAGAAGUUUAGCAACUACAGAUAAAGAUGUAGAUGCUGCUGACUAUUUGCUCAACCUUGAGAGUCCUGAUUUUGUAGUGCCAAAACCAUGCAUCGCUUCGGGUAGAUCGCCGGUAGCUACAAGAGAGUCAGUAGUACGAUACCAGAUGGCCUGUAAAGAAGAUGAUUAUAUGUAUAGCAAAACAUUCCGUAUUCUUACUUGCACAUGGAAUGUGAAUGGACAACCCCCAAAUGGCAUUAAAUUAGAUCAAUGGUUAAGCUCCGAUGAAACACCACCGGAUAUAUACGCUAUCGGAUUUCAAGAAUUAGAUUUAAGUAAGGAAGCAUUCCUAUUUCACGAAACUCCCAGAGAAGAAGAGUGGAGACAAGUUGUAGUUAAUUCGUUGCAUCCUGGAGGUGUCUAUACUCAAGUUGCUCUCGUCAGAUUAGUAGGUAUGAUGUUGCUGGUGUAUGCGCUUGAGCCUCACAUACCUUUCAUUGAAUACAGUACCGACACAGUAGGUACAGGCAUUAUGGGAAAGUUGGGUAACAAGGGUGGUGUCGCGGUAAGCUGUCGUAUUCACAAUACCUCCAUCUGCUUUGUCAAUGCUCACCUGGCAGCACACUGUGAAGAAUUUGAACGACGUAAUCAGGAUUACGCUGACAUCUGCGCGAGAUUGUCGUUCGCAAAAUUUGUACCACCUAAGAGUUUUAAGGAUCACGACCAGAUUUAUUGGCUGGGAGACUUAAAUUAUCGAAUAACAGAGAUGGAUGUUAACGUGGCUAAGCAUCACAUCGCGGAAGGCAAUUAUUCUCCCGUUUUGACGUACGAUCAGCUUGGACAGCAACGCAAAGCAGGACGUGUGUUUCAUGGAUUUCACGAAGCUGAGAUCGAUUUUAAACCGACGUACAAAUACGAUCCUGGUACCGACAAUUGGGAUUCGAGCGAGAAAUGCAGAGCCCCAGCUUGGUGUGAUCGAGUACUGUGGAAAGGAGACGCGAUAAAGUCGAUUAGCUACAAGAGUUACAUGGAACUCAAGAUAUCCGAUCACAAGCCGGUCAGCGCAAGUUUCGAUUCGCAGAUACGAAUUAUAGACACGGCCAAGUAUCGUAAGAUUCACGAGGAAGUGAUGAAGAAGCUCGAUAAAUUGGAGAACGAAUUUUUGCCACAAGUGAUGGUCGAUACGACGGAUAUUAUCUUUGACGUUUUGAAGUUCCUUGAGCCCAGUAGCAAAGAGCUCAUCAUCGCUAACACAGGCCAAGUGCCAGUGCAAUUCGAAUUCAUAAAGAAGUUAGACGAUACCAGUUACUGUAAGGAUUGGCUACACAUUGAGCCUUAUACAGGCUUUAUAAAACCAGGUGAAAAGUGUGAUAUUAAACUGAAAGUAUACGUGGAUAAAAAAACCGCGUGUAAGCUCAACUCCGGUGAAGAUAAGUUGUAUGAUAUUUUAGUGUUACAUCUUGAGGGAGGCAAAGAUAUUUUCAUCACUGUAACAGGUACUUACGAAAGAAGUUGCUUUGGAUCUUCUAUGGAAGCGUUGGUUCACAUUUCAGUUCCAAUCAGAGAAAUUCCUAUUGGACGAUUAAUGGAAUUGGAGAACAACAAGAAUCCGUCGCAGGAACCGUAUGCAGUACCCAAGGAAAUAUGGCACUUGGUGGAUAGGCUAUAUCGACACGGCAUUAAAACCCCGGGACUUUUCGAAACGCCCGGUCUUCAUAGUGAGGUAAUAACCAUUCGAGACUGGCUGGACGAGUGGAGUCAGGACCCGAUGCCUGGCAGUGUGCACUCGGUAGCGGAGGCAUUGCUGCUGCUUUUAGAAUCCACAGCUGAACCCCUGAUACCGUACAACCUACACAAUAUUUGCCUGUCUGCGGCACUCAAUUAUUUGCAGUGCAAACAAAUUGUAAUGCAGUUACCCGAGACUAGAAGAACGGUCUUUCUCUACAUCUGCUCGUUUUUGCAAGAGUUACUGAAUCAUACGCAAGAUAACGAACUCGACGCUAAGACGCUCGCGACGUUGUUUGGGUCGAUAUUCUUGAGAGACCCGCCACGAAGCAGGGACGAUCGUCACCAGAGGAGUCGCGCGGUUCAAAUCACAUUCGAUAAGAAGAAGGCUGCGUUCGUCUAUCACUUCCUAGUACACGACCAAAGUGAUUUUAUACUGGGCCGAUAAUGCGGACGCGAGCUUGAUAGCAAGACACUAGUGACAUCACGUAACAUUUGUAUCUCUUCUUCAUUUAGAGCUUUUGCAUAGUGAAGAACUGUGAAGACUAAGUUGAUUGGCACUUAUUAUAACACUUCUUGUACGAACGUCAAGAGCUGCUUUUAUUGUCCAUCACAAUCUGAGCAUUGUCUUAAAAUGCUGUAACUUCGGUAGGCUAAUUACAACUAUUUUUUUCGAGAAACUAUAAGCAUACCAGUCUUAUCGUGAUAUAAAUUAUUUAUUAUAUGAA